AAGAGGAGGGGGAGGAGGAGGAAGCACAGCAUGCUCCCAGCUCCUUGCAUAGGACCCGAGGGGAGCAGAGAGGAUUGGGGAGCAACCAGACUAAUUAGGAAGGCAAAGAAAUCGUAAAGAUAACAGUAAUACCAGCUGUCAUGUCCUGAACAUCCGUCCUGCCUCCAGCAAUGCUGGAGUGAUGCAGUGACACUUGGAUCUCUCAAAGGAUUCUUGCAAACGUCUCGGAAGGGCUGUUUUUACAGGUGAGCAAACGGAGGUCCACAAGGCCUAAAAGGUCUCACUGCAAACCAGAAGCUGGAUGAGGAAGAUUCAGAUUGAGGGCUCCCUGCGAGCGCUUGGCAAGGCUGCCUCCUCCUGACCCUUCCAUCUCAGCCCAAUGUCACUUGCUCAGAAAAGCCAUUUCCGACUCCAGAGGGGCCCCCGCCCUCCGCAAGCCCCCCCAACGCUCUGGUGGCGCUUGGAGGGCUUCCCGGAUCGGCAGGAUGUACCCCCAGGGAAGGCACCCGACCCCGCUCCAGUCCGGCCAGCCCUUCAAGUUCUCGAUCUUGGAGAUCUGCGACCGCAUCAAAGAAGAAUUCCAGUUUCUCCAGGCGCAGUACCACAGCCUCAAGCUAGAAUGUGAGAAGCUGGCCAGUGAGAAAACGGAAAUGCAGCGACAUUAUGUCAUGUAUUAUGAGAUGUCUUAUGGGCUCAACAUUGAAAUGCAUAAGCAGGCGGAGAUUGUGAAGCGUCUGAGCGGUAUCUGCGCUCAGAUUAUCCCCUUCCUGACCCAGGAGCAUCAGCAGCAGGUGCUCCAGGCCGUAGAGCGCGCCAAGCAGGUCACCGUGGGGGAACUGAACAGCCUCAUUGGGCAGCAGCAGCUCCAGCCGCUGUCCCACCACGCACCCCCUGUGCCCCUCACCCCCCGCCCAGCUGGGCUGGUGGGUGGCAGUGCUACGGGGCUGCUCGCCCUGUCUGGAGCCCUGGCUGCCCAGGCUCAGUUGGCUGCGGCUGUCAAGGAGGACCGUGUGGGCGUGGAGGCCGAGGGGUCCAGAGUGGAGAGAGCCCCGAGCAGGAGUGCGUCUCCCUCGCCUCCUGAGAGUCUCGUGGAGGAGGAGCGACUGAGUGGCCCUGGUGGUGGUGGGAAGCAGAGAGCAGAUGAGAAAGAGCUGUCCGGACCUUAUGAAAGUGACGAAGACAAGAGUGACUACAAUCUGGUGGUGGAUGAGGACCAACCCUCAGAGCCCCCCAGCCCGGCUACCACCCCCUGCGGAAAGGUACCCAUCUGUGUUCCUGCCCGUCGGGACCUGGUGGACAGUCCGGCCUCCUUGGCCUCUAGCCUUGGCUCACCGCUCCCUAGAGCCAAGGAGCUCAUCCUGAAUGACCUUCCCCCCAGCACUCCUGCCUCCAAGUCCUGCGACUCCUCCCCGCCCCAGGACGCGUCCACCCCUGGGCCCAGCUCAGCCAGUCACCUCUGCCAGCUCUCUGCCAAGCCAGCGCCUUCCACGGACAGCAUCGCCCUGAGGAGCCCCCUGACUCUGUCCAGUCCCUUCACCACGUCCUUCAGCCUGGGCUCCCACAGCACCCUCAAUGGAGACCUCUCUGUGCCCAGCUCCUAUGUCAGCCUCCACCUGUCCCCUCAGGUCAGCAGCUCUGUGGUAUACGGACGCUCCCCCAUGAUGGCAUUUGAGUCUCACCCGCAUCUCCGAGGGUCAUCCGUCUCUUCCUCCCUACCCAGCAUCCCUGGGGGAAAGCCGGCCUACUCCUUCCACGUGUCUGCGGACGGACAGAUGCAGCCCGUGCCCUUCCCCUCGGAUGCACUGGUGGGCGCAGGCAUCCCACGGCACGCCCGGCAGCUGCACACGCUGGCACACGGCGAGGUGGUCUGCGCAGUCACCAUCAGCGGCUCCACGCAGCACGUGUACACGGGCGGCAAGGGCUGUGUGAAGGUGUGGGACGUGGGCCAGCCUGGGGCCAAGACGCCCGUGGCCCAGCUCGACUGCCUGAACCGAGACAACUACAUUCGCUCCUGCAAGUUGCUGCCGGAUGGCCGGAGUCUGAUAGUGGGCGGUGAGGCCAGCACCUUGUCCAUUUGGGACCUGGCGGCACCCACGCCCCGUAUCAAGGCCGAGCUAACCUCCUCGGCCCCGGCCUGCUACGCCCUGGCCGUCAGCCCCGACGCCAAGGUUUGCUUCUCCUGCUGCAGCGAUGGCAACAUUGUGGUCUGGGACCUGCAGAACCAGACUAUGGUCAGGCAGUUCCAGGGCCACACGGACGGUGCCAGCUGCAUUGAUAUUUCCGAUUACGGCACUCGGCUCUGGACAGGGGGCCUGGACAACACGGUGCGCUGCUGGGACCUGCGGGAGGGCCGCCAGCUGCAGCAGCACGACUUCAGCUCCCAGAUUUUCUCCCUGGGUCACUGCCCUAACCAGGACUGGCUGGCGGUCGGAAUGGAGAGUAGCAAUGUGGAGAUCCUGCACGUCCGCAAGCCGGAGAAAUACCAGCUGCACCUCCACGAGAGCUGCGUGCUGUCCCUGAAGUUUGCCUCCUGUGGACGGUGGUUUGUCAGCACUGGGAAGGACAAUCUGCUCAACGCCUGGAGGACGCCGUACGGGGCCAGCAUUUUCCAGUCCAAGGAGUCAUCCUCAGUCCUGAGUUGUGACAUCUCCAGGAAUAACAAAUACAUCGUGACAGGCUCGGGGGACAAGAAGGCCACCGUGUAUGAGGUGGUCUACUAAGACAUGACCCCCACUUCCUGUACCCGAAGUCUGGACUCCUAGGGGAAGCAGCAGCCGCCUCGCAGCCCUGCCUAGGAACCGUUCAUCCCACUGCUCUCUGGCCAACAGCUUCACACCUUCCCCUGCUGCAUGUGGGGGCCGAUGGGCAGAGGACCUUGGUAGAAAUAAAAUGUAUUUAUCACA
This is a messenger RNA of Chlorocebus sabaeus (green monkey), 2903 nucleotides long. The record is from RefSeq and is a predicted model, not a curated record. NCBI's taxonomy places the organism in Eukaryota, Metazoa, Chordata, Mammalia, Primates, Cercopithecidae.